Messenger RNA from Aspergillus tanneri, 2703 nucleotides. RefSeq lists its product as uncharacterized. Gene Ontology annotation, biological process: protein quality control for misfolded or incompletely synthesized proteins; carbohydrate metabolic process; glycoprotein catabolic process. Gene Ontology annotation, molecular function: peptide-N4-(N-acetyl-beta-glucosaminyl)asparagine amidase activity; carbohydrate binding. The record is from RefSeq and is a predicted model, not a curated record. Bases 1 to 2703 code for a protein of 900 amino acids. NCBI's taxonomy places the organism in Eukaryota, Fungi, Ascomycota, Eurotiomycetes, Eurotiales, Aspergillaceae. Gene Ontology annotation, cellular component: nucleus; cytosol. The transcript has 12 exons.
AUGGGAAGGGAAGGAAAAUAUCGCGGGGGCGAGAGGGAGGAUAGGUGGACCGUGACGGAGCGAGCGACAGUACUGCUUCUGAUUGCGGGAUGUCUUUUUCGUGUGGGAUUUUUCGAAUGUGUCGAUGUGCGGAUAUCGGAAGGUCGGACCCCCAAUGCGGAAAGUUUCUCCGACUGGUCAGAUUGGAAGUAUAUCACACCACCGACGCUUCGACCUCGUCUAGUACUGCAACUACAAGGGAUCGCGUCACCCCGCAGUGUUCGACCCCGCAAGCUCAACCGGAUGUUAUUUGGGGUGUGCUUUCUGUUGAGCUUGCCAGGCGGUUCUGCGAUGCAGCAGGUGGAUUACUCUCAAUAUGUAAAUGUUUUCAUGGGAUCGGAAGGCCCCUUUCCUGACCAGGGGUUUGGAGGUGGUGACAUCUUUGUCGGUGGUGCUCGCCCAUUUGGAGUAACCAAGGUAGGCAUCGACACAACUGCAGCCAACUGGAGCACUGCGGUACUGAAUGGAGGCUGGACUCCGGAUGGCAAUGUCACUGCAAUCAGUAUGAUGCAUGAAAGUGGCACAGGAGGAGCUCCCAAGUAUGGCAUAAUUCCUCAGAUGCCCCUGACAAGCGUCGCCCCACCUGUGAAUAUACUCGACAAUCUCACCUACAGCCAGCCAAGGGUCGCCACGGAUAUUGGUAGUGUCGGAUACUUCGCAACGCAACUACAGAACGGCGUUAAAGUGGAAUUAUCUGCUUCCCGUCACGCGGGAAUUAUACAAUAUAGCUUUCCUCGAGGUGAAAAGCAUGUGCUUGUGGACAUAUCGCAUUACCUCCCAGGAUCACCUACAGAUCCUAAUAGCCAAUUCUACGUGGGCGGAGAAAUACAACUCGAGGACAACGGCAGAGCUUACUCCGGGUAUGGAACGUAUAUAGGCGGCUGGAACAAUGGUGGUCCUUUCACUGUUUAUUUUUACGGGGAAUUUUCCGAGACACCUAAUACUGCGCGCACAUUUAGCGGAAAGAACACAGACCCGAUUCGUCAGUACCAGACGGUCUCAAAUGGAGGCACAAGCUAUCCAACAUAUAUUAACGGGUCUCAUAAAGCGAUGUCGGGACCUAUGAAUGACCGGGUUGGUGCUAUUUUUAGUUGGAGCUCCGGUCCAAGCUCAAAAAUUAGCUCGAGAGUUGGCAUUUCUUUUAUAUCAACUGAGAAGGCUCACUCCUACAUUGAAUCAGAGAUUCCUUCCUGGGAGCUCAAUGAUGUAGUCAGAUCGGCUGUGCAGGAAUGGAGCGACAACGUCUUUAGCAAGAUCCAGGUACCCCUUGAUAAGACCGCGAACAUGACGCAUGUCCGUCUAUUAUACAGUUCACUUUACUUUAUACACUUGAUGCCGUCUGAUCGAACGGGCGAAAAUCCCCUGUGGGUGUCGGACGAGCCAUACUGGGAUGAUUUUUAUACGCUCUGGGAUAUAUUCCGUUGCACAGUCAGCUUUUAUCACAUAUUCCAGCCUGAGUACUAUGAGUCUAUGGUUCGGGGAUUGAUUGAUAUUUGGAGACACCAAGGGUUCCUGCCAGACGGGCGCUCUGGAAACUGGAAUGGACUGGUUCAGGGAGGUUCCGAUGCCGACAAUAUGCUGGCGGACGCAUAUGUGAAGGGUCUGCGUGGCGCAAUCAACUGGAAGGACGGUUAUGCCGCCAUGAAAACCGAUGCAGAAGUGGUCCCUUAUAACACAUUUGACCCUACCGAUAUUUCUGCUAGUACAAAGGAAGGCCGAGGGGCCCUGGUAGACUGGUUAGAGCUGGGAUAUGUCUCCCAGGACCGGAGCACGCGCUGUAUCUCGAGAACAGUCGAAUAUAGUCUCAAUGAUUUUGCCCUCAGUCAAGUUGCGACAGGCGAAAUGCCCAACGAUCGACAAAAGUAUCUCGAUCGGUCUGCAGGGUGGCAAAGGAUAUGGAAUCCUGAAGCCCGGAGUUUGGGUUUUACUGGAUUUCUUGCCCCAAGAUUCUCAAAUGGCUCGUUCAACAACAGUGGGUAUGAUCCACGCUAUUGUUAUGAGUGCGAAUGGCAUGCAUAUACCUACGAAGGUAUACCUUGGGAAUAUUCGUUUGUGAUCCCUCACGACAUGGAGUCUUUGAUUGAUCGCAUGGGCGGUGCUGAUACCUUCGAAUCCCGACUCGAUCUCAUGUUUCGACCCAACAUGUCAGUUCAAAACCUCGACGCAAACGGCGCCGGUAUUACAACCAUGAUGAACAUCGGAAAUGAACCCGACUUUGCUACACCAUAUCUAUACAACUACAUCAACAAGCAAGCGAAAAGCGUGCAGAGGUCCCGAGAUCUCGGAAAUCAAUACUUCAAAGACGCACCAUACGGAGUCCCCGGGAACAGUGACGCCGGAGCAAUGAACACCUGGCUGCUGUGGCAAAUGCUUGGGAUCUACCCCGUUGUCACACAACCGGUGUAUCUGAUCUCGUCUCCGUGGUUUCCCGAUCUGAAUAUGACCAUAAAUGGGAACCAAACGCUGCGGAUUACCGCAACCGGUCUGGAAGAGGGGUUCUACGUUCAAAGUGUCAAGAUCAACGGGAAGCCCUGGACGAAGAAUUGGUUCGAGCAUGAAGAUAUCAUGGUGCGAGGGGGAACCAUCCAUUUUGAGUUGGGUCCGAAGAUAACGCACUGGGAUACUGGUAGCGUUCCACCAUCGCCGGGGCAUCUUGUACUGUGA